GUUGGAGGACACAGGUUGCAAACGUGUGAAACAAAGCUUAUGAACAAUGGCAGAUAAGGAGCUUGCCAGAGUGAGAGCGAGGUUUGUUGAAAAGGUGUCAAAAGCACUUCUUAAACAGCUCCUGGACGACCUGUUAGAGGAGGGUUUGUUGAACGAUGGAGAGACAGACUCUGUGCUUGAGGACAACAGUAACAAAGCAGACAUGGCUCGCGCUCUCAUCGACAUGGUGAAGAGGAAAGGAGACAAAGCCAGCAGGAAGAUGAUUGAACACCUUGAGAAGAGAGAUCCUACACUUUACUCUGAGCUGGGCCUGUCCUGUGCUCAGCCUCCUGCUGCAGCACAUCAGAAGGAGCAGAGCUGGUCCAACAAACUCAUUGCCACAACUGACUCUUUCUGGAGGGAGAAACUGAACGAUAAAAAUAUUUAUUCUGUGGCAGAAAAGUCCAUUAGCAGUCGUGUGGCCCUGCUAAUCACCAAUCGAAAUUUUGCCGAUGAGAGAUUAACCCGAAAAGGAGCUGAGGUUGAUGAGGAGAACAUGGAGAAACUCCUCAAGUCUCUGCAAUAUGACGUGGUGAAAUACAACGAUCUCACUGGAAAGAGGAUCGAUGAGGCUCUCAGUCAGUUCUGCAAACAUCCCAAACUCAGAGAGACAGACAGUGUGUUUGUGGUGAUUAUGUCUCACGGGAAACGGGGAAUUGUCCUCGGUGUCAAUCAUAGAGAAGAGGAACCGGAUGAAUUCCCUGUUGACAAUAUUUACAAGUACUUAGGCUCACAGAAAUGUUCAGCACUACUGAACAAACCCAAGAUCAUCAUCAUCCAGGCCUGCAGAGGAGAAUCUCGUGGCUCUGUGAUAGUUAGUGAUAGUGCAAAAGUGGUCUGUGAUGAUGUGUCACAGACAGGCCCCUUUGAUGACAGCAACAUUGUGGAUGAUGCUGUUCGAUAUGUACACAAAGAAAAGGACUUCAUUUCUCUUCUGUCCAGCACCCCAGAUACUGUUUCAUACAGACAAGAAGACCGUGGGUCUUUUCUGAUCCAGUUUAUUGUCGAGGUAUUCAACACCUGCUCCCAUGAGGAUGACAUUGAUGAGCUCUUCAGAAAAGUCAUGCAACGCUUUGAAGAUUUUCCCUCUGACAAACUGAAACAGAUGCCAACCAAAGACAGAUGCACUCUAACGAAGCGCUUCUACCUGUUUCCAGGUCACUGAGACAGGACUGACUUUCGGUUAAUGGAAACUGAUGUGAUUAAAAUUGCUAAUAAGUACAUUUUCAGUACAGUUUCAUGUAGAAUCAAUUCACAGUUAUAAGGGAUUCUUACACAUCUGUAAGCUAACAGGGUUUAUGGAUAAAUGGUAAUUUCUUUGUUUUCAUUUUUACUGUUUUGUGAAUGUCAUAUUUUGCAGCUUUUUAUAAGUUUUCAGCAGUUUUAGUAGCUCCAUGGGUGAGGGUAUGGUUUAUAUUUGUCAUUCAUUCUUAUCUUUUCUGUCAUUUAAUCACUUAUUGUUAUGUGUUGAAAUCAAUGAACCUGUAGUUACAGCAAGUGAAUCUUGUAUUGGGUGUAACAUUUUCACAUUCUUCUGUGGAUUUUCUUUGGUAGCAAAGGGUAAAAACUGAAUUCAUUUCAAUUUUAUUUAUAUAGCGCCAAAUCACAACAAACAGUCACCUCAAGGUGCUUUGUAUUGUGGGUAAAGACCCUACAAUAAUACAGAGA
Molecule: messenger RNA, 1707 nt
Organism: Archocentrus centrarchus (flier cichlid)
Lineage: Eukaryota; Metazoa; Chordata; Actinopteri; Cichliformes; Cichlidae
Product: caspase-1-like
Exons: 8
Coding region: 47-1204 (385 amino acids)
Biological process (GO): regulation of apoptotic process; proteolysis; regulation of inflammatory response
Cellular component (GO): AIM2 inflammasome complex; NLRP3 inflammasome complex; IPAF inflammasome complex
Molecular function (GO): cysteine-type endopeptidase activity
Source: RefSeq, a predicted model, not a curated record